CCUUCGCCGAAGCCACCCAAGCCAUCGCCAUCAAGCCCGUCGACGACGCCGUUGCUCCCUCAAGACACCGAUCAUGGUCAGUCAGAUGUUCUUGUCCACGUCCUCCGCCCGUGGACCAAAAAAGCAUUUGAAGCGCCUUGCAGCGCCAUCCUCAUGGAUGCUCGACAAACUGAGCGGUACCUACGCCCCUCGCCCUUCUCCUGGUCCCCACAAACUCCGUGAAUCUCUACCUCUCGUCAUUUUCCUUCGCAACAGGUUGAAGUAUGCUUUGACUGGACGUGAAGUCACCGCAAUCGUCAUGCAAAGAUUGAUCAAGGUAGAUGGAAAAGUUCGCACCGAUUCUACCUACCCCACCGGCUUUAUGGACACCAUUUCCAUCGAAAAAACUGGCGAGCACUUCCGUCUGCUCUACGAUGUCAAAGGCCGUUUUACCAUCCACCGCAUUACUCCCGAGGAGGCAUCCUACAAACUUCUGAAGGUCCGCAGAGUUGCCUUGGGUGCAAAAGGGGUCCCCUACGUUGUAACUCACGAUGGUCGGACCAUCCGCUAUCCCGAUCCCGCAAUCAAAGUCAACGACACGGUCAAGUUUGACCUUGAGCAGGGAAAAAUCACCGACUUCGUGCCUUUCGAGACCGGUAACAUCGUUAUGAUCACUGGUGGUCGUAACAUGGGUCGUGCGGGCGUUAUCACCCACCGUGAAAAGCACAUCGGUGGCUACGACAUCGUCCACGUGAAGGAUUCUCUCGAGCGGACGUUUGCUACUCGCAUUUCCAACAUCUUUGUCAUUGGGGAGGGCACAAAGCCAUGGGUAUCAUUGCCCAGGGGCAAGGGCAUUAAGCUCACUAUUUCCGAAGAGAGAGAUCUCCGCAGGAAACGUGCUGCUGAGCAAUAG
Pisolithus orientalis is the source of this 892-nucleotide messenger RNA. RefSeq names its product ribosomal family S4e-domain-containing protein. Gene Ontology annotation, cellular component: cytosolic small ribosomal subunit; ribosome. Gene Ontology annotation, biological process: translation. Gene Ontology annotation, molecular function: RNA binding; structural constituent of ribosome. Lineage: Eukaryota; Fungi; Basidiomycota; Agaricomycetes; Boletales; Pisolithaceae. The transcript is spliced from 5 exons. The coding region runs from base 74 to 892 and encodes 272 amino acids. The record is from RefSeq and is a predicted model, not a curated record.